Lineus longissimus is the source of this 4343-nucleotide messenger RNA. Its product is annotated as zinc transporter ZIP6-like. The record is from RefSeq and is a predicted model, not a curated record. Gene Ontology annotation, biological process: zinc ion import across plasma membrane; intracellular monoatomic cation homeostasis. Gene Ontology annotation, cellular component: plasma membrane. The transcript has 9 exons. NCBI's taxonomy places the organism in Eukaryota, Metazoa, Nemertea, Pilidiophora, Heteronemertea, Lineidae. Bases 206 to 2353 code for a protein of 715 amino acids. Gene Ontology annotation, molecular function: monoatomic cation:bicarbonate symporter activity; zinc ion transmembrane transporter activity.
AUAGCCUUUUUGUGCAGGUGUUCUUCGAUGAACUAUUAUGUUGAGAUCAUUCAUUGGCAAGUUAGAAGACAUGCGUGUAAAGCCUGCGACGGAAUAGAUUAUCGAAUUGAUGCACCCCUGCAGUUUUAAAGAUUGGCUCUUUGCUUGAGUGAUCUGGAAUUCCCGUCACACCAAUUUGCAACACGGCUGAAGAUAGAAAUCGAAAAUGAAGCACUGUUGGGUCAUUGUCAGCAGUGUUGUUCUCCUGAUAUUCUUCCACACCUGUCAGUCAGCAGGUGAUCAUGUGCGCACAGCUGGUGACCACGACGACCAUGAUCACCAUGGCGAUGAAGAAGAAGACCAUAGCAACCAUGAGCAUGGAACAGACGGUUCCCGUGGCGACCAUGAUGAACUGAGCCAAGGUGAAAUGAUUGAGAAAGAGAAGAAACAUUUCAUUAAACUGUUGUUCAAAAAGUACGGACACGAAGGGCGUAUCGAAUUUGAGGGUUUUGAGCACCUUUUGGAAAGCUUAGGAUUGGCUCAGGUCAAAAUUGAAGACCAUGACAUUCAUGAUCAUCAUACGGGGUCGGGUUUCCGUAAUUUACACAGAAGUCAUCACCAUUUUAAAAACGGGACUGAGAAACCGAGGAAGAAGAAGAAGAAGCGUUUGCAAUGGAAGAAGAAGCUGCUGACGGCGAUUUCCGACGCCAUCGAGCCAUUUGAUCGUAAUAGUACGAAGAUUCGGCACGUUAAACAGCAGCGCCACCACAAGGGGGCGCAGAGAGGAAGGAAACAGCACGUGAAAUCAAGCGAUGGUCGAUCCAAGAGGGCUGUUGCGCAAGAACCAACACAGUGUAUGACUCCGUCCCAGCUUUUCAUGGCGUACCAGCUCAAAUACGAAAACGGCCUUACGGAGGCAGAGUUCCUGAGCGUGUGUCCUGCCAUGGUCUACCAACUCGACAUCCACGUCUGCAACCGAAACCUCCAACAGACCAAGGAUUGUUUUCACGGGAAGGAACAUUCGUAUCGGUACCACCCGAAGGAGAAAGGUGGCACUACGCAUGAUGACGAUGAUGAUCACGAUCAAAGCCAUGAGAAGAAGAGACGCCACGGACACAACCACGGGGUAUCGGCUGAGCGUACCUGGGAGUUACAUGAGCUACCUGCACACAUAUGGGGUUUCGCCUUCCUCUCCAUCACUAUCAUCAGCUUGGUGGGUCUCGGCGGCGUGGCCGUGGUUCCCAUCAUGCAGAAGGUCUUCUACAAUCACCUGAUACAGUUCCUGGUGGCGCUAGCGGUCGGAUCGCUGACGGGAGAUGCGUUGCUUCAUCUUCUACCUCAUUCGAUAUUGUCGGUGGAGACGGGUCAUGACACGUCAGAUGAGGCUGCGGAGGCAGCCGAGAAAAACAGCGUCUAUAAGGGACUGGUGGCGCUUGCCGGGAUCUACUUCUUCUUCAUCGCCGAGAGGAUCAUGGCCAUUUUGGCCGAGAAGAAAAAACAGAGAAAGAGAAAGAGAAAGCGCAGUAUCAGGGAGUCCGUUGUUGGUCAGAAGCUAUCGGAUUAUGGUGAUAAUGGCCUUGGGAAAUCAUGUGAAGACAUUGUCAUGGUGCUAAAUCCAAAUAAAGCUGUAAUGCAAGAUGCUCUUGACGUUGUUGUCGACGAACAUCGUCGGUCCUCGUCAAAAUCCGCCACGUUAGAGGUUCCGAAUCACCUUAAUAGCAACAGCCGCCACGCGUCGCAACAGAGUUUAAAAAGCCACGAGAGCCACGCCGACGAAAGCGACCAGGAGGACGGCACGAAGAAAGGUCAUGGUCACAGCCACGGUGAUGGGAAACCACCAACAUCUAUUGCGGCCGUCGCUUGGAUGGUGGUGCUUGGAGAUGGGUUGCAUAAUUUCAGCGACGGGCUUGCGAUCGGCGCAGCGUUUGCUAAUAGUUUAACAGGAGGGUUGAGUACGUCAAUUGCCGUAUUUUGCCACGAGCUUCCUCAUGAAUUAGGUGAUUUUGCGGUGUUACUCAAAGCGGGCAUGACGGCCAAACAAGCCUUGUUUUAUAACCUCCUCUCCUCUGUGCUGGCAUUUCUCGGGAUGAUCAUAGGUGUAUGCGUGGGCAACAUCAGUUCGGCGAGUUUCUGGAUCUUCGCGAUGACGGCUGGCAUGUUUUUGUAUAUAGCUCUUGUUGACAUGUUGCCAGAGAUCAGUACGGUUGAGACAAAACCAGGCGAGAGUCCGGUGUGUCAUCUCUUCCUCCACUUAGCCGGUAUUACGGUCGGUUCCGGUAUUAUGUUAGUCAUCGCGCUAUUCGAGGACCAGAUACGUAUCAGCACGGAGGAUCCCUUUCAUAUGGCUAACGUGACGUCAACACUUGCACCAUGAUCUGAAACUUUUGAAGGGUCAAGGACAGCAGGUGGUUUUAGCUUUGACCUUGACCUCUGACUAUUGACCUCGAAUCCUCUAUGGAGGUCAAGUUAAGGGUCAAUGUUGGAAUGGUUCACCUCUGUCUGACCUUGACCUCUGAUACAUCUGCUGCUGGUGAAGGUCAGGGUCAUGGUUAGGACAGCCUCUGACCUUGACCUCGGAAGAUGUGAAGAAUCUCUUUUUAUGCAUUUGACAAAUCUCUUAGGGUGGGGUCUCGAAAUUUAUAUAUAGAAUUUCCCUAGAACUUUAUGAAAAUGAUAUCUAGUGUAGUUAAAUUUCUAGCUGUAUUUUCGUAUUUUGUUUUGGGAAAAGACCAUCAGGAUGUACAUCUUUCUCAUCAUUAUUUAUAGUUUGGUGCAAGGUUAAAUCAUAUAUUACAUUGAGAUUGAAGGUGUCAUAUAUAUGUACGGUCACAAAAAACUGGGUCAAUGUGUCUGGAAAAUAUGCAACGGGUUUUCCUUACAUCCUUUAUCGGAAGGUGCAACCAAGUGCUGGUGAAUCAACAUUUAGUAGGGCAUCUGCACAUGUACAUGACAUCACUCACACCAAAUGUGUUAAUGUGUUAUCUCCCCAGAGAAAAUGUGGCUGCUUCUCGAAGUUGAAAUAAGUCGUGUGGCUUUGCGCUGUACUCUUUUAGCUGUCUGUAUAUUGCUUAGAGUUGUCUGUGAUCUAACGAAGGAAGAGGGAACACUCUUGUAAUGAAGGUUUCUGCUGUGAUUGCCAGAGUGCAUGAACGUCCAGAGCUAUACCUCCUGGAAGAAGAGUCCAUUGAUCCUAUUCUUUUGUUACGCAGGGUAUUUCAAUGUGAAUCGGGUCCAUGCUUUAGUCGGCUACGCACCAUCGGCCGUUAAAUGUGCUCUUGUCCAUGCCCUACAACAAAGAAUUGGGCAUUGGAAUGUUCUUCUUUCGGUAUAGCAAGGCCUGCUUAUGACGCGCUUGUACACUGUGAUUCAGUCUGAUAUAAAACGGUAACCAGAGCUUGUACAUAAAAUAUGUUAAAUUUUUACCAAUAAUGUAUUCUUCUUCCAACGGUAAAGGUAUAGUCUGUAAUUGUAAACUUGUGACCAUUUUUUUAUUCCUGUCAUUACAUCAUCUGACCAUACACAUUUGAUUAUCAGUACUGUAUAUCUCUUCAGUUGUCAAAUGGCUUAUAUUUUCUUCAUCAGAGGAUGCACGAACUCCGUCUUGUGCCACUUCGAAUGUUAUACUUGGGAAUAAGGGGGGUAAUUUUGAGUUCAAAAUGGAGCGAAAAUCAAAAUAUGGGAUAGAUCAAUUGGAAUAACUUUUUCAUUUUUUUCCAAAGAGGUGCUUUUCCGUUCACAGGUGCUACCAGUUGAAAUGAUUUAAAUGAUGUUGGCUUGAAAACUUUUCAAGAUUGCUACUUUGGCAUAAUUAAUGUGUUUAAGGGACAAUUUUUUAAGCAGGCAGCUACAGUAGAACCUCUCUAUUAAGGACACUAUCGGAACUAACAAGUGCUGUCCUUAAUUGAGGGGUGCCCUGAUUAGAGAGGUCAAACUGAAUGGAAACAACCAAUUUGGGACCAAAACUAGUGUCCUCAAUAGAGAGGUUGUCCUUUAUAGAGAGGCAUCUGCUAAGGGAGGUUCCACUGUAUAAUGUACAUUUGUAUUAGGUUUUUUCGAAAAUGGCUUCCAGCAGAACCAUCACUGAGACAGUCCCCAAGCUGGGGACGUCAAAUGUCGGUCAUUUUUGAUUACAUUGUAUGGGUUCAACCACUGAACCCCUUAAAUUUGCUUAUGGGGGGGGGGGGGGGGGUUGCUGUAUGUCGCCUUGGAAGAAUCAAACGAUUUGUACAUAGACUUAGUAAAUAUUAUUCUACAACCUUGAAUCGUUGUAUUAUGUAAAUGUAAGUGAUAAAAUAUGUAUAUUUUUAACUACCGUAAGUUUUCAUUUAAAUAUGAUAUAAACAACCAGGUGCCUACAUGUAUAA